CGGUGACGUCACAGUGUCAUGGCGGCGAGCAGUGCGGCUGUGUCGGUUUUAACUCCGAAUGGAAGAAGACAGACCGUCAAAGUGUCUCCAAACACACCUUUAUUACAGGUUCUUGAGGAUGUGUGUAAAAAACACGGCUUUAAUCCAGAUGAACAUGGACUCAAGUUUCAGAGGCUCGUUCUAGAUUUGUCUCUGCAGUGGCGUUUUGCCAGUCUGCCGAAUAAUGCCAAGCUGGAGAUGGUGGUGUGUUCGCGGCCGCAGACGGGAGCUGAGAGCGCGGUGUGUGUCAGCGGUAAGGAUGCACUGAAGAAGACGACUCUGAAGUCUCUGGGUCUCACCGGAGGAAGUGCCAUCAUACGUUAUGUGCUGAAAGGCUCUGGCUCUUCGUGUCCUGCUGCAUCCGUGGAUGCGGUCGCUAUGCCAACGGAUGAUGUUGCCAAGACAACCGUAUCACAACCGCCUCCAGAACCACCCGAGGAGCACGCCCCCGUUCCCAUGGAAACCCCAGCUCCUCCCACUGAGGUCGCCGCCCCGCCGAACCAUCAUCCUGUCAAACAGGAAGAGGAGGAGCCAAGCUCGAGCCGAGAGCAGGGGGUGUGGCCCAAAACUGACCAGCCUCCGCAGGCCAAACUAAUGCCACAGGAGGAUGACGAGCGACCUGGGACGUCCCAACAGUGCCAUGGCUCCGCCCCCUCAGCCACGCCCACUGACUUUGUUCCAUUUUCGGGAAGCGGACAGCGUCUGGGAGGAACUGCUGGACUGAAGAUGUCCACGUCAUUGUCAUCAUGUGUGUCCGGCAGCCCACCGAAAGCCAAGAAACCCAAACCCAGCCAUGAAAUCAAGCGAUCAGUCAGUGCCAAACAAGUGACGAGGGAUGAAGAGGAAUCAGUGAAUCGUGUGUGUUUGUGCAGCCGGUCGACAGGGAGCCGCUGGUCUUCCAUCUGGACUCCGGAGACCAUCGCCAUGACGACGCAGAACUUCCUGACGAGUUUUUCGAAGUCACCGUUGACGACAUUCGGAAGAGAUUUGCGCAGCUGAAGAGCG
This is a messenger RNA of Sinocyclocheilus grahami, 1044 nucleotides long. RefSeq names its product ASPSCR1 tether for SLC2A4, UBX domain containing (gene aspscr1). The record is from RefSeq and is a predicted model, not a curated record. NCBI's taxonomy places the organism in Eukaryota, Metazoa, Chordata, Actinopteri, Cypriniformes, Cyprinidae. The transcript has 7 exons. The coding region runs from base 19 to 1038 and encodes 339 amino acids. Gene Ontology annotation, biological process: glucose homeostasis; signal transduction; intracellular protein transport. Gene Ontology annotation, cellular component: nucleus; cytoplasm; vesicle membrane.